AUGCCUCCAAAGAAAGGUAAAGGAAAAAAGGGACCUCCUGAGUCAGGAUGGAUGCCAGGUUUUGGAACCAAGGCCACCAUGAGCACCUACUUCCAAUACCCAACUCCCGAGCUGCAGGAGGAGCUCAGAAAGAUUGCUCAGGCCAUUGUAGCUCCAGGCAAAGGCAUCCUUGCUGCUGAUGAGUCCACUGGAACCAUGGGCAAGAGGCUCCAGGAUAUUGGAGUUGAAAAUACUGAAGAGAACCGUCGCAAGUACCGCCAACUGCUCUUCAGCACUGACCCGGCCAUUUCUGAGAACAUCUCUGGUGUGAUCCUGUUUCACGAGACCCUGUACCAGAAGGCCGAUGAUGGCACUCCUCUGGUCAGCCUUUUGGAGAAGCGAGGCAUCAUCCCUGGCAUCAAGGUUGACAAGGGUGUUGUCCCUCUUUUCGGUUCUGAAGACGAAUGCACCACCCAAGGUUUGGACGACCUCGCCCAGCGUUGCGCUCAAUACAAGAAGGAUGGAUGCCAUUUCGCCAAGUGGCGUUGCGUGUUGAAGAUUGGCCGCUUCACCCCGUCGUACCAGUCCAUCAUGGAGAAUGCCAACGUUCUGGCCCGCUACGCAUCCAUCUGUCAAAGCCAGCGCAUCGUUCCGAUUGUGGAACCAGAGGUCUUGCCUGAUGGUGAACAUGAUCUGGACCGCGCCCAGAAAGUGACUGAAGUUGUACUGGCUGCUGUAUACAAGGCGCUGAAUGAUCACCAUGUCUACCUUGAAGGAACACUGCUGAAACCUAACAUGGUGACUGCUGGUCAAUCUUGCAAGACUACUUACACUCCCAUGGACAUCGCUCGCGCCACUGUCACCGCUCUCAUGAGGACCGUACCCCCAGCAGUACCCGGCAUCACAUUCCUGUCUGGCGGUCAGUCUGAGGAAGAGGCGUCUGUGAACCUGAACGCGAUCAACGCCAUCGAGGGUCUGAAGCGGCCGUGGAUGUUGACGUUCAGCUACGGGCGGGCGCUGCAGGCGUCCGUGCUGCGCGCGUGGGCCGGCAAGAACGAGAACGUGCUCGCCGGACAGCAGGAGCUACUCAAGAGGGCCAAGGCUAACGGCCAAGCGUCGCAGGGCAAAUACGUCGCCGGAUCAGUAACAGGUGUGGGCGCCGAAGCUGGUCUGUUUGUAGCAAACCACGCUUACUAAACAAAAAAAAAACACAUUCACACAAAUUAUAACACGUAGCAACACUCGCGCUAUGUCAAUCUGUAGCGCGCCAGUUUUAUUUAUAGACUCUUAUAAUUAAAUGUGUGCGUAUCCAGCAGUAAAUGGUAACACUGGACUUUUUUAAUCAGUAUAUUAUACAUAUUUUCAAUUUUGAUCAGUAAGGUUUUAGAUGACUUUUUUUAUAAUGAAAUAUUUUUUUUUUUUGUUAGAGUAACACAAUUUCAUGUCACACGAACCUCGAAUAAGUUUAAAUGGAGUAAACAAUUUAUCAUUAAUUCAAAUUCGAUAGCGCAUAAAGGGUAAUUUUAUCAAUGUUUAUUAAUGCUAAAAGAAAGCUGUUGAUUAAAAUAGACGUAGAAUGUAAUUUGUCGCUGUAUCUUUGAGAUUAUCUUAGAAGCCAUCGUAAUUAUAGCUUCAUGUUGAUGUAAUACAUACACAAAUUAAGAAAUAACGCUCGCUUGCAAAAUAGUAGAUACCUACUAUAAGAUAAUAGUAUCAUCUUUAUUCCAUUCUGACAAUAUUUU
Diatraea saccharalis (sugarcane borer) is the source of this 1721-nucleotide messenger RNA. The record is from the annotation of a GenBank genome assembly. Lineage: Eukaryota; Metazoa; Arthropoda; Insecta; Lepidoptera; Crambidae.